CUCGUCAAUUUCUUACUAAAUUCUUACAAUUUAAAACUUUUCCAUUCCUAAACUACAUGAGAAGCUGAAAAAAGGACGUGGUCAUUUACCUGGCCGCAUACAGGAAGUAAAUACAAUUAAUUUUAAUUUCCACAUAAAAUUAAACGAUGUCACUCAGAGGAAAUGUUGGUCCAGUGCGCAUGUCCGUCCCUUUGCAGAUAAUGUGGUAGUGAAGAAUUCUCAGCGAUUUUCUAUUUUUCCAUCUAUUUCCACCACAUUUUCCGUGCAUAAAUGUACAGUAAGGAUUCCAACAGGAGGAAAAUUCUCAAUCCCAAUUGCGAGAGCACAAAGAAGAACGUCCACAAUGUUGCGGAGAAGUGGUCAGUUGUUGGGAUCUUUAUGAUCUUUAUUUGCUGGCAAAUCUCCGCUAAUCUCUAUCAGUGGCAUGCUGAAGAAGGUGAUCUCGCCCGAGGUGCUGGGAAGACCUUGAAGAUCCUCACUGAAGUGCUCAAGAGCAAGAAAAUCAAUACAACAAUUGAUUUCUUGAAAGAAGAGAUUUCUAGGAUUGAGAAAAAUGCCCACAAAGAUCAGAAGAUUGUCAUUGAGAGUGGAAUUGUUUCUGGAUCCUAUCAGGAUGGGCAAACAACACGUGUUUAUCACAAUGUUGAAGCUCUAUCGGUGAAGAUUGAGGGUGGAAGUAGGGAUUCCUUCCUGGUGGCUCAUGCCAGUGAUCACUUCCUGUACGACUCUGAAGUGAAGAGUGCCCAUGAAGCUGCUAAUCUCUGUUGUUUGCUCGAACUUCUCAAGAGCUUUGCGGUGAGCUCUGAAAAACCCAGGAAUUCUCUAAUUUUCCUCUUCAGUGGUCUUCAGGAAUUUCUCAGUGAUGAAAAACCCCAUCCGUGGAAAAAGGACAUUCGUGGAUUAAUCUUCUUGCCACAUUUUGGCGCCAAUGGGCGGCAUACCGUUCAAUUUAGCCUUGCAUCGCACUUCCUGGUUAAUGCCUACACCAGGAGUGUUCCAAAUCCCAGUAUUCAGGUGGCACAGGAGGAGAUAGCUGAGCUAACGGGUCUUGCACGGGAUUACGGUCUAAAUUUCCUCGCGGAAAGGAUGAAAGUUCCUGCAAUCGGUUUCAUGCCACAGGAGGAGUUCUUCUGGAAAACCAAAUACGAUUCUGCGGAAUCAAUUGCCUUGAAUGGGUUCCAGAGACUCCUCGACGGUGUCCUUUCCUUGCUCAGAGAUCUCUCAACACUCUCGCACUUUAGCUCCCAACCCACUGGUGUCUACUUUGACUUCUUGGGCAUCUUUGCGGUGAACAUCUCACGCCAAUUGGGUGGUUUAUUUGUUAUCUUCAUCUCCUUCCUGGCCGUGGCUGUGCCUUUUGCAUCCCUUACCCACUCCACGAGGGAUUUUCACGUACGCUUCAUCUGGAUUGAGGCACUAUCCACAUUCAUCUCAGCCACAAUGGCUGUCUUCGUGACUGCCACUGUGAUCUACGCAAUUGCCGUGAAUUUGGAUGCAAGUGGAAAGCCAAUGGCAUGGUAUGGGAAUCACUGGCUCUCCGUGGGGCUCUACAGCAUCCCCACACUUGCCCUACUAUGCUUCAUUCACAUCCGCAAGGCCAAUCCGGAAGCCCCCAUAAGUCUCGGAUUGAGAGUUCAGAGUGCUCUGUUGGGAAUAAAUCUCGCAUGGAUUGUCCUUGCCACGGGGCUCUUUUUCACCGGCUACAGACUCUUCUAUCUACCCACCAUCCUUCUGGGAUUCUCCCUCAUCCCCACCCUGAUUAUUUGGCUGUUUAAUCUUCAGAAUACAGUAAAUCUGUGGCUGUACGUUCAUCUCGGUGGCCAAAUGAUCAUCAUGAUAUGGACCAGUUUUAUCUAUCACACCACAAUCCACAUGCUAAUCCCAAGGACUUCAACUUUGGGUGCUACACACAAUCCGGACGUGGCCAUUGGAGCCAUUUGUGCCACUUUCACAUUCUUCACUACCAGCUACAUGGUACCCCUUACGUUGCUCCUGCCUCAGCGGAAGCACCUUGUUUACGGACUAAUGGGAACAUUUCUCAUCUUUCGCCUAAUCCUUGCCAAUAGUGGCUUGGAAUUCCCCUACAGAGAUGACACUCAGGGCCUCCCAAAGCCACAAAAAUUAAUCCUCAUGCACACUCUCCGGACUUUCUAUGACACAGACGGACGAAUUAGGUACACAGACUCAGGAUUCUGGAUGCAGGAGUUGGAUAGAAAUUCCCGGAAGACACUGGAGAGUCUCUCAGCACCGGGAAUGCCAAUUGUGCAGAAUGAUGCUGAUCUCUGUGCAACGGAUGUGGCGUGUGGCCUUCCAUUCCAGCGGGAGGAUCAACUCAAAACCGGAGGAUUCUGGCUACCAUCAUCAGGACCACUAAUACGGGAUCAUACGCACUUGAAAUUGGAAUCAAGGAAGGUCAUAACACCGGUUGUGCACCAGCUGGAUCUGUCGGUGAUCCCAAAGAGACAGAUGGCUCUUGUUAUUCGUCCCCGGGACAACGUUACCCUCAUCCAGUGGACUCUAGCACGUGAAAUCCCACCAAUGAGGGAUUUUUUCAAAGACACCGGGCAUUUCGUGCGGAUUGAGAGUGGCUUUCCGGGGGAUACGCUCAAUUUUACGCUCAGCAUGAAGAUUUCUGGGCAACAAACCCCAGAUGUUCUCGUGGAUAUCCUACUUGUGGCCACAUUUACGCACCUCUCAGCCGAGUAUACGCCUACAUUUACAAAUAUGCUCGUUAAGAUUCCCCCUUGGGCAUCUGCAACACCCUCCCUGGCCACCGUCAAGGGUUACAUCUUCUAAUCUUCUCCUAAAGAAUUCAAAUCUCUCUCAGCACAUUCAAGAAAAGAACAAGAAAAAAGCUUUCUUUCCCCAAACUCUUCAGCAAUUUAUAACAAUUUAUCACAAAGUUUUUCUAAAAAAAAAAGCAUUAAAAAUGGCAAAUUCUGUCAUUUUAAAUUUAUUAUUGUAUCCAAUUUGAGGCAAUAUUCAAUAUUUUAAAGUAAUUGUUGAAAAUACGAUUAAAUCGAAGAUUUUUGUGCUAUGUACAAAAUAUUUACAGAAUAUAAUAAAAAAAAAACUAUGAGGCUCCUAAUGAAAAA
Molecule: messenger RNA, 3095 nt
Organism: Lutzomyia longipalpis
Lineage: Eukaryota; Metazoa; Arthropoda; Insecta; Diptera; Psychodidae
Product: endoplasmic reticulum metallopeptidase 1-like
Exons: 6
Coding region: 271-2796 (841 amino acids)
Source: RefSeq, a predicted model, not a curated record